AAGAGAAUCAGACUGUAUGGCCAUCUGUAGUGAAGGCUUUGAUAGUACUUUCCUGCUAGUGAAGAAAAUCAGACUGUAUGGCCAUCUGUAGUGAAGGCUUUGAUAGUGCUUUCCUUCUAGUAAACAAUCAGACUGAACGGCCAUCUAUUGGGAGGGUUUUGAUGGUGCCUUCCUGCUGGUAAAGAGAAUCAGACUGAGGGUGGAUUAAUGAGUUUUGACGGAGCGAGGACUCUCGGGAGUCAGUCGGGGCGGAAAAAAGGACGUGGUGGGGGGACCUGGCAACCACAUGCCUGCCAUACGGGUGCUCCCGAGAGAGAGAGAGAGAGAGCGAGUGGAGGAGAGAAAAAGGAGGCGAGGAGACACAAUGCCCUUCCCAGACAGACGACUGGCUGCACUCGCUCGACGCCGCCCAGCCCAGAAGGAGUUCUUCUUCUUCGCUCAACUCAGACACAAUCGCUCCCGAGCGGAGACGCAAGGCGGGCAAGCGGGCGGCUUCUCGUCGGGAUUCCGGGGCCGGAACUUUCCCUCCCGACUCGCCUCCUCGAUAUGAAGCUCCUCUUCUUGCUGCUGAGCCUCUUCUGCUCGGCCGGAGGAGACCCUCUGCCAGGCGGCAUCUGCUGGCUCCAAGGCCGGGAGGCGAAGUGCACGAUGAUCCUCCGGACGGGCGUCUCCUGGGAGGAAUGUUGUGCCGACGGGAGCGCCGACCGGGCCUGGUCCAACGCCUCGCACCCGGACAACAAGAUCAGCCUCCUCCGCAUCCUCGGCCUGGUCACUUGCCGCCCUUGCAAAGAGACCUGUGAGGGCGUGCAGUGCGACCCGGGCAAGGUCUGCCGCAUGAAGCAGGGGCGUCCGUACUGCACGUGUGCCCCAGAUUGCUCCCAGACGCCCCGGAAGCUGCAGGUCUGCGGCUCGGAUGGCUUAACCUACCGGGACGAGUGCGACUUGCUGACCGCCAAGUGCCGCGGACAUCCCGACCUCGAGGUCAUGUAUCAAGGACGGUGCAAAAAGUCCUGCUUGACGGUGUCGUGCCCGGGGACGCACACGUGUGUGGUGGACCAGACGGGGAGCGCGCACUGCGUGGUGUGCCGGGCGUCCCCGUGCCCGGAGCCCACCGCCCUGGACCGGCCCCUCUGCGCCAACAACAACGCCACCUACCCCUCCACCUGCCACCUCCGCAGGGCCACCUGCUUCCUCGGCCGCUCCAUCGGGGUCCGGCAUUUCGGCGGAUGCGCGG
Molecule: messenger RNA, 1234 nt
Organism: Anolis carolinensis (green anole)
Lineage: Eukaryota; Metazoa; Chordata; Lepidosauria; Squamata; Anolidae
Gene: fstl3
Product: follistatin like 3
Biological process (GO): negative regulation of activin receptor signaling pathway; cell differentiation; multicellular organism development
Molecular function (GO): protein binding; activin binding
Source: RefSeq, a predicted model, not a curated record